CCUCUCCUCUCGCCUCCGCGCGAACGGAAACCGAAGCCCCCCCGGGGAAAUCCAAGCUCGAUUCGAAUCCUCUAGAAGAGGGAGCUCCCCCCUCGCCUCGCCUUCCACGUAGCUCCCUCCCCAAAUCCACGCCGUAUCUCUCUAUCUCGAUGAUGAGGGGGUUGCUGGAGGUGGUGGAGGCCGGCGCGGCGGCCUCGUCUGCGAUGAACGGCGCGGUGAGCUGGUGGCGAGACGUGAACGAGUCGCCGCUGUGGCAGGACCGCAUCUUCCAGGCCCUCGCCUUGCUCUACGGCCUCGUCUCCGCCGUCGCGCUGGUCCAAUUGAUCCGAAUCGAAUGCAGGGUGCCCGAAUACGGGUGGACGACGCAAAAGGUGUUCCAUUUCCUCAACUUCCUCGUGAACGGCGUGCGAUCUAUAGUGUUUGUGCUGCGAAGAAAUGUGCAGCUCAUACGUCCAGAGAUAGUUCAACAUGUGCUUCUGGAUAUGCCUGGGCUCGCAUUCUUCACAACGUACGCGCUUUUGGUGCUGUUCUGGGCUGAGAUUUAUUACCAGGCACGUGCAAUGUCAACCGAUGGGCUUAGGCCGACUUUCUAUUGGAUCAAUGCUGUGAUCUAUGCAAUUCAGAUGAUAUUAUGGGUGGUUUUAUGGUGGAAACCAGUUCGAAUUAUGAUCAUUUUGGCGAAGAUGUUCUUUGCAGGUGUAUCACUGUUUGCAGCUUUUGGCUUUCUUCUCUAUGGUGGAAGGUUAUUCCUGAUGUUGCAACGUUUCCCAGUUGAAUCAAAAGGACGGCAGAAGAAAUUGCAGGAGGUUGGCUAUGUGACCACAAUCUGCUUCUCUUGUUUCUUGAUCAGAUGCAUCAUGAUGUGUUUCAACGCAUUUGAUAAAGCAGCUGACCUUGAUGUUCUGAACCAUCCAAUUCUGAAUUUCUUUUAUUAUUUGCUGGUUGAGAUCGUACCUUCAGCUUUGGUGCUAUUCAUUCUAAGAAAACUGCCGCCAAAACGUGGGAUCACACAGUAUCAUCCAAUCCAUUAGUGCAGCCCUGGCAGGAAGAGAAGAAUGGUUUUCUUAUGAGUAGUCUAUACAGCGUGGUACAUACAGAAAAGGCAAUGUGAAAGAUACCACACUUGCUUUUGUACGAGGAAGCCUUUAGAAUCCCAGGUUACUGUCGUGUGUAAAAAUGUAAUCUGGUGGUGUUACAGAUUUAGAAAAUGUAGCUUAUAUCUAUAUUAUAUAUACACUACCUUUGUUCUUC
Messenger RNA from Oryza brachyantha (malo sina), 1251 nucleotides. RefSeq names its product tobamovirus multiplication protein 3-like. The transcript is spliced from 11 exons. The record is from RefSeq and is a predicted model, not a curated record. Bases 150 to 1031 code for a protein of 293 amino acids. Lineage: Eukaryota; Viridiplantae; Streptophyta; Magnoliopsida; Poales; Poaceae.